CGCACACUUCCUCAUCCGCCCUCCUCCUCCUCCUCCUCCUCCUCUUCCUCCAGCGGCAGCCAUAGCAAAAGGGGACGCGUCUUCCAACCUGGUGUUCAACCCUCCUGGAGGAUCAUUUUGUCACAUUGCAGCAUGUGUUGAACUUUGCUCUGAUACAUGUUGUUGCUAUAUGAUUGCGGAAGGCUGAAGCGAGCAGCACUUGCCUCCCUCCUUCCUCCCUCCUGUGAGCAGAGAGAGAGAGAGAGAGAGAGAAAGAGAGAGAAAGAGAGAGCCCUGCUGCUGGAAACGAAACUUUAAGAAAAAAGGCGCAGAGCGAUCGACCUCACUAUGUACAACUCUUUGACACCAAUUUAAGUACGAGGGAUGGACGGUGAGAGAAGCGAUGGAGGAGGAGGAGGAGGAGGAGGAGGAGGGGGAGGAGGAGGAGAACCGGAGGUGGUGGAUGAGUUUGCGUGUGCUGGGAUGCUGCGGGGAUCUCUGACCUCCCUGCACAACACCGUGGAACGCAUCUUCGGCGUGAUGUUUGGCAUCGGGGCGGAUGAUUUGUCUCACGGCAACAACGGGCAGAUAUGGCUGAAACUACAAGGGCAGAGAAACAGCGUGAAAGCUGCCAAAUUAUUUGUGAAAGGAGUUGUGAACCAGGAGGAGCAGAAGGAGGUUUCCUAUCCCGGGGUCCUUGACUGUGUCUUCUGUGGAGCCAGAGGCCUCUUCAUGGACUGCCUGAUAAGAAGCACCUCAGCGCACAUAGUGGUUGGCUCUACGGGAUUCCUGCUCAUAUCGGGUCUUGCAGAGCCGGUGGUGCGAGCCUACUCCCUUAUCACAGACCUGGUGGAGAGGUGUGAGGGCACACAGCCCAGACGCUCUGAGAAUGCGGACAGAGGCUUGGGCGAGUCUCUGGAUUCACGCCGGGCCUUCAAAACUCUGGUGGAGAAAUGGGAGGACAGACAUAUCCUGGAUCUGCUGGUACUACCAUGGUCAGUGAAGGAAAUCCUGCUGGAUUUGGUGAAAGAAUCAGGGCUUGGGUCAAGCCCCAGUCCAGAACUGACAGAUGGAAAUGCAGCGGUGAGACCGCGUGGGGAUUCAGAAGGUAGAUGGGACAGCACUACUGACCGGUGGGUUGAAGGGACGACUGCAGGAUCUGUGGAAGACUCUGCAGCCAACGACUCCUUCUUCCAGCCUUUGUCCACGUCCGCAGGUGCCAGAGGGAGAGCAGAGGGUGCUGAGGAAAGACUCAUGCACUCUCCACAGGAGGUGGGAGAAGAGGAGCAGCUGGAGCAAGCGGCAGCAUUAGGUAACAGAGUGACACAGAGACUGGGAGAGGACGAUGAACAGGAGCUGCAGUUUUUGCUUCUUUUGAAGUUUUUCACAGCCAUGGGGUACACAGAGGACGUUGUGAAACGAGUCCUUGCCCAAACGGGGCCUAAAGAGGCCUCGCAGAUACUGGACUUGGUUCAACAGGAGCAGGAUCGCAGUGACAGAGAGCAGACAAAUCAGCGUGGUCACGACCAGAAGAAUCAAGAUGGUAUUGCCUUGAAUCAAAGCGAGAGGAACCGACCGUGUGAGACGGAGCACAGGGAAGAUGAAGAAAUAGCAGCAGGAGGAGAUAAGGUGAUAAGUAAUAAUGGAGAGGUGGGAGAUGUUCGUGAGGAAGAGGAGGACGGAGCGACAGGAAGCACGAGACACUUAAAGGGAGAGGGUAGUGCUGAGGUAAAGGAGGAAGGGCAAGAGGAAGACUUUGUCUUGGGAGUGGUGAAGAAAGCUGCAGCCAGCUGCGGGUACAUGGAGCAGAACGUGACCAAAGUCUACAACAUGUUGCCCGAUCGAUCCACUCACCAGCUGCUCUUGGAGCUGCAGAGAGAGGGGAGCAAAGAGACGGACGGCUUCAGGGAGGGACCGAGAGAGAUGGACGAUGUGGUGCUGGAGAAAGGAGGACCAAAAGCCGGACCAGCAGAUGGCGAAGCAAGAGGAGAAAUUGAGCUUUUCAUACCUGCAGAAAAGAGGGAAUCCGAUGAUAAAGGAUGGGUAGUAGUGCAAAACCCAAAUAUACCUGUCCAAGAGCCAGAUUUGUUUACUUGGAUUAAUACACAGCCAAAGCGACACCAGCCUUCCAAGUCACAAACUCCACACAUUCCUGAAGUCAAAGGCCCACCCAUGUCUACUUAUUCCUCAUCCUUAGAUCCCCCACACACCAAUUUCCAGUCCAACAAACAAUAUGGCAGCAACUGGCCUAAUCCCACCACUUCAAAACAAAAUCAUCCAACCAAAGACAACAUCUUAAACCCAAAGUCCCAGUCUUCUAACUCCUUAAAACGAGCACUCCAAGCCCCACAACCCCCCAUCUUCACAGGGAAAGACUCGUCUCCCACCAGGGGGAGGGAAAAACGUGACUUCAUGGCAGCCUCUUCCGUGGUGGUGACAGGGGAGCAGCGUUUUCUGGAAGGCCUGCAGAUGCCGUUUGACCUUCAGCUAACAGGCAAGCCCGGAGACCCGAAGCUGAGGACGAUCAUCAUUGACGGGAGCAAUGUGGCCAUGAGUCACGGGUUGGGUCAUUUCUUCUCCUGUCGCGGGAUCGCUCUGGCCGUCCAGCACUUUUGGGACCGAGGCCAUCGUAACAUCAGCGCCCUCCUGCCACAGUGGAGACAGAAGAGCGACCCCAAGAUCAAAGAGCAGCACUAUCUAGGUGAGCUGCAGAAGCUGGGCCUGGUCUCCUACACCCCUUCCAGAGAGGUCCAGGGCAAGAGGAUCAGCUCGUACGAUGACAGAUUCAUGCUGCAGCUCGCACAGAGGACGGAUGGAGUCAUCGUAACCAACGACAACCUGAGAGACCUUUCAGAUGAGUCCCUUGUAUGGAGGGACAUCAUCAAAAAGAGACUUCUUCAGUACACGUUUGUUGGAGAUCACUUCAUGGUGCCGGACGACCCUCUGGGCAGGGGAGGGCCUCACCUGGAUGACUUCCUACGCUCAGAGCACAGGACUCCUGACCCAGGAAACCACUCUUUUGCCUGCGUAGCCACCACUUUCCCUUCCUCCAAACCUCCACGCUCCCAAACGGAGGUACUGAACUUCCGCGACCGAACACUGGGUGGAGCCCUGGAUGCGGGGCGCGGAGGGAGCCGGGGUAAAGGGAGAGGACAUGGGAAAGGAUGGGACGGGGGACACCAGCACAGGCCGUUUGGAGCUUCGGGGGCAGAGAGGAGCCCAGAGGAAACGGCCAGACUUAGAGAGCAGCUCUGUCAAGUUUUUGCGGGUCAGGACAACAUGGUGGCGCUGGUGCUGCAGUGCCACCCAUCAGAGACGGACAUCAAUGUGCUGUCUGAUAUGAUCCUGGAGCAACAGAAGGAUUAGACACACGUUAGUCUUUUGUCAGGUUGAAUUUGCCUCGGUUUAAGCGAUAUAGUUGCGUUUGCCACCAAAGCAACAACAACAAAUCACACAGGCUAAUCACUGACCUGCAUUAAGAACUAUUAUACAAGAACACCAACUUACUUUUGACAGUCAAACAAGCAUAUAUUUUAACAAUGGUAUUGUGCAUUUGAAUGCAGGUUCUUUGUCCCAUGUAUCGCUGUUUCUGUCCACCGUCAGCUGUCUAAUCAUUGUAAAAUAGUCAUUUUAUGGAGUUAUCUUUACCCAUAGAUGUGACCUGUCCCCGAUCCACCACAGCGAAAAAAAACUUACAAACUUUUGUCUUCCCUAUCCAAAGCAACCUUGACUCCUGCUCAUCCUCCAGUGGCCUUGAUUCAUCCUCUCCCAUCUACCUCACCUGCCUUCACCUCCCUCUCUCUUCUCCCUUAAAAUAUUAAAUUAAAUUUAGCUAGAAAGGACAGGUGGGAAGAGAUUCAAACAGCUGCUAGACACGGUCACUUGGACCCAUAAGGAAAUUAAACACCACAGAAUUAAACCCGCUGCAGACCACACUGAUGAACACUUGAUCCAUUUUAACAUCAUCAGUUGAUAAUCUAUCUUUGUUGUCACACAUUAGGGGUGCUUACCUUGGGAGGAAAUUCCCCUUAAAUCCUCAAAUAAUAGAAAAUGGGCUUUUGUUCUACAUGAUGGACUUAACCCACUAGGUUGAAGCUACGCUAGCCAUGCUAAUAUCGGCCCCCCACUUUGGUCCAGACUGAAAUAUCUCAUAACAACUAUUAUAUUAUAUGGAUUAUAUGGAUUGCCAUGAAAUGUUGUGAAGACAUUUAUGGUCCCUAGAGGAUGAAUCCCAAUGUCUUUGAUGUUGAAAUUUAAUUCCAUUUAUGACCAAAUACCUGCAAAACUAAUGACAUUCCCAUCAGCCUCAGCUGUACCUUGUGUUAAGUAACAUAAGAAUAUGGUAAAUGUUACCUGCGAGCAUUUGUUUGUUUGUAUGCUGAUGUGAGCAGCUCAAGUACAGCUUCACACACACACACACACACACACACGUCUUUCAUUGUGCAGCCAUGUUAGUGGGAUAAUUCAUUCUCUCUCUGGUCUUAAAAAAUAAAUACAUGUGACCUUUUUAGAACAAUAUAUAAAAACUAUAUAUUGUUCUGUUGUUAUUCUGAAUGCAUUGUAAUCUUCAGAUUUUAUACUUGCCCUUUAGAGCAAAAGAACUACUGCAGACAACAAGGUGUGGGAGGCACAUGAUACCGUGAAGAGGUGUGGAUAGUUGUUGUAUGUGGUGAGUUGGGUGAGAUUUGUACAUUAGCACCACCCGCUGUUGGGUUAGAUGUAAUGUUUCCAAGCUAGAAUAAUACUAAACCGUUCUUUACCAUAUUCUGUACACUCAGCGUUGUGUUUUUAACUUAUUUUAAACAGGUCUGGUGUUGUCAUGACUGUAGAGUGUCCCUGCUUUAUGAGGGGAGAAAGAAGAUGAUAGCAAGUGUUUUUUUUCUAUCUCUGACUGAAGAGCAGAUCCUCAGUCCGGCCUCUAUCGAGUCAUCUUAUUUGUAUUGUUUAUAUAUGUACAUUUUAAGACUUUUGAUGCUGCAUUCUGCCCAUGUUUGUGUAUUAAAAUAUUUCUUAAUUAAAAGGAUGAAACAAUAUAAAUUAA
Molecule: messenger RNA, 5020 nt
Organism: Dicentrarchus labrax (European seabass)
Lineage: Eukaryota; Metazoa; Chordata; Actinopteri; Moronidae
Gene: khnyn
Product: KH and NYN domain containing
Exons: 9
Coding region: 364-3345 (993 amino acids)
Cellular component (GO): nucleus; cytoplasmic ribonucleoprotein granule
Molecular function (GO): RNA endonuclease activity; mRNA binding
Source: RefSeq, a predicted model, not a curated record